GAAGAUGGGAACAUCGAGUACAAGCUGAAGCUCGUGAACCCCUCGCAAUACCGCUUUGAGCACCUGGUGACGCAGAUGAAGUGGCGGCUGCAGGAGGGCCGAGGCGAGGCCGUCUAUCAGAUCGGCGUGGAGGACAACGGGCUGCUGGUGGGCCUCUCGGAGGAGGAGAUGCGCGCCUCGCUCAAGACGCUGCGCCGCAUGGCAGAGAAGGUUGGGGCUGACAUCACGGUACUGCGGGAGAGGGAGGUCGAUUACGACAGCGACGUUCCAAGGAAGAUCACAGAGGUGCUUGUCCGAAAGGUGCCUGACAACCAGCAGUUCUUAGACCUGCGAGUAGCUGUGCUGGGGAAUGUGGAUUCAGGGAAGUCAACCCUCCUGGGUGUCCUAACACAAGGAGAGCUAGACAACGGACGAGGCAGAGCGCGCCUCAACCUCUUCCGUCAUCUCCAUGAAAUUCAAUCAGGAAGAACAUCAAGCAUCAGCUUUGAGAUCCUUGGCUUCAACAGCAAAGGAGAGGUGGUAAAUUACAGUGACUCCCGAACAGCAGAAGAGAUCUGUGAGAGUUCAUCCAAAAUGAUCACUUUCAUUGACCUGGCUGGCCACCACAAGUAUCUGAAAACAACCAUCUUUGGCCUUACCAGCUACUGCCCAGACUUUGCUAUGCUGGUGGUUAGUGCCAACACUGGCAUUGCAGGCACCACGCGAGAGCACUUGGGUUUGGCCAUGGCCCUCAAGGUCCCCUUCUUCAUUGUCAUCAGCAAAGUUGACUUGUGUUCAAAAGCCACUGUGGAACGGACAGUGAAGCAGCUGGAGCGAAUCCUGAAGCAGCCAGGCUGCAACAAGCUCCCCCUCCUUGUGAACUCAGAUGAUGAUGCUGUUACAGCAGCUCAGCAGUUUGCACAGUCUCCCAACAUCACCCCAAUCUUCACACUGUCCAGCGUUUCUGGGGAGAACCUGGAUCUCUUAAAAGUCUUCCUCAACAUCCUCCCUCCACUAACCAACAGUAAAGAGCAGGAAGAACUAAUGCAGCAACUCACAGAGUUUCAGGUUGAUGAAAUUUAUACUGUGCCAGAGGUGGGGACUGUUGUGGGAGGAACUCUGUCAAGUGGGAUCUGUCGAGAAGGGGAGAACCUGGUGGUUGGUCCGACUGACGAUGGGAAGUUCCUCCGCCUGAAAGUGUGCAGCAUCCAGCGCAACCGCUCGGCCUGCCGCGUGCUGCGGGCCGGGCAGGCAGCCACGCUGGCCCUGGGGCCCUUUGACCGCUCCCUGCUGCGGAAGGGCAUGGUCAUGGUGAGCCCAGAAAUGAACCCCACCAUCUGCUCCGUGUUUGAAGCUGAGAUUGUGCUGUUGUUCCAUGCCACGACUUUCCGAAAGGGGUUUCAGGUGACGGUGCACGUAGGAAAUGUGCGACAGACUGCUAUAGUAGAGAAGAUCCAUGGAAAGGACAAGCUGCGGACAGGAGAGAAGGCAGUUGUCCGUUUCAGGUUCAUUAAGCAUCCUGAAUACUUGAAGAUCGGAGCCAAACUGCUUUUCCGUGAAGGAGUCACCAAAGGCAUUGGCCAUGUCACUGAUCUCCAAGCCAUCACCACCAAAGAAAAUGGCCUGGAGGAGUCCCUGGGGCCUGGACAGCUGAGCUUCUGA
Molecule: messenger RNA, 1641 nt
Organism: Chaetura pelagica (chimney swift)
Lineage: Eukaryota; Metazoa; Chordata; Aves; Apodiformes; Apodidae
Gene: GTPBP2
Product: GTP binding protein 2
Exons: 11
Coding region: 76-1641 (521 amino acids)
Biological process (GO): translational elongation
Molecular function (GO): GTPase activity; translation elongation factor activity; GTP binding
Source: RefSeq, a predicted model, not a curated record